This is a messenger RNA of Ornithorhynchus anatinus (platypus), 3916 nucleotides long. It is a transcript of the gene HERC4, whose product is annotated as HECT and RLD domain containing E3 ubiquitin protein ligase 4. The transcript has 25 exons. Gene Ontology annotation, molecular function: ubiquitin protein ligase activity. NCBI's taxonomy places the organism in Eukaryota, Metazoa, Chordata, Mammalia, Monotremata, Ornithorhynchidae. The record is from RefSeq and is a predicted model, not a curated record. Gene Ontology annotation, cellular component: cytoplasm. Gene Ontology annotation, biological process: ubiquitin-dependent protein catabolic process; protein ubiquitination. Bases 273 to 3446 code for a protein of 1057 amino acids.
GGCUUAACAUCCGGGUCUCCGGCGGGCGUCUCCGGACUGGACGGCGGCCGCUCCCCUCCGCUCCCUUUCGCCGGAGCCGGUUAAAGUUUCCCGGGAGGAGGAGGAGGAGAGGCAGGACGACGACGAAGGUGAGGAGAAAGAGGAGGAAGGAGGGGAGCCGCCCCCGGACCGCCCCUCCACCCGGAGCCGGAUAGUGACACUUCCUACUUUCCAGGGACAAAAAAGGGAAUUUUUUUGAUCACUGAAACUGGAAGAGCAAAGGAAAUUCAAGCAUGUUGUGCUGGGGAAAUGCAUCCUUUGGACAGCUAGGAUUGGGUGGCAUUGAUGAAGAAAUUGUACUAGAACCCAGAAAGAGUGACUUUUUCCAAAAUAAAAAGGUCCGGGAUGUAGGAUGUGGACUCAGGCACACUGUAUUUAUCUUGGAUGAUGGAACUGUCUAUACGUGUGGUUGUAAUGACCUGGGACAACUUGGGCACGAAAAAGCAAGAAAAAGACCAGAGCAGGUUGUUGCCCUGGAUGCCCAAAAUAUUGUAGCUGUUUCAUGUGGAGACGCUCAUACGCUAGCAUUAAAUGACAAGGGUCAGGUGUAUGCAUGGGGUCUUGAUACUGAUGGACAGCUUGGCCUGCCAGGAACAGAGGAGUGUAUCAGAGUGCCCAGAAAUAUUAAAAGCUUGUCAGACAUCCAGAUUGUGCAAGUUUCUUGUGGUUACUAUCAUUCACUCGCCCUCUCAAAAGGAAGUGAAGUUUUUUCCUGGGGUCAGAAUAAAUAUGGCCAGUUGGGUUUAGGUUUUGAAUUUAAAAAGCAGACUUCACCACAGUUGAUUAAGUCUUUACUUGGAAUCCCUUUUAUGCAAAUUGCAGCAGGGGGUGCCCAUAGUUUUGUACUAACUCUUUCUGGAGCUAUCUUUGGAUGGGGACGCAACAAAUUUGGUCAGCUUGGUCUCAAUGAUGAAAAUGAUAGGUAUGUCCCUAAUUUGCUAAAGUCACUAAGAUCUCAGAAAAUAGUUUAUAUUUGUUGUGGAGAAGAUCACACUGCCGCACUUACAAAGGAAGGUGGGGUGUUUACAUUCGGAGCUGGAGGGUAUGGUCAAUUGGGUCAUAAUUCUACUAGCCAUGAAAUAAAUCCACGGAAAGUUUUUGAACUUAUGGGAAGCAUCGUUACACAAGUUGCUUGUGGAAGGCAGCACACUUCUGCUUUUGUCCCUUCAUCGGGAAGAAUUUAUUCUUUUGGUCUCGGCGGUAAUGGGCAGCUAGGGACUGGUUCAACAAGUAAUAGGAAAAGCCCAUUCACAGUGAAAGGGAAUUGGUUCCCUUACAGUGAACAGGAUCCAUCAAAUAUUGAUGGUGAACAAUAUUACUGUGUAAAAAGAAUUUUCUCAGGAGGUGAUCAAAGUUUUUCACAUUACUGUAGUCCACAGAACCUUGGGCCGUCUGAUGACUUUAGGUGUCCAGAUCCUUCGAAGCAGAUCUGGACAGUGAAUGAAGCUCUGAUUCAGAGAUGGCUGAGCUACACCCCCGGGAGACUUCCUGUGGAGAUAGCCAAUGAGAUAGAUGGAACCUUUUCUUCAGCAGGUUGUCUAAAUGGAAGUUUUUUAGCCAUGAGCAAUGAUGACCACUAUAGAACUGGCUCCAGGUUCUCAGGGGUUGAUAUGAAUGCUGCUCGCCUUCUGUACCACAGACUCAUACAGCCUGACCAUCCUCAGAUAGCUCAACAGGUGGCAGCUAGUUUGGAAAAGAAUCUAAUUCCUAAAUUGACUAGUUCCUUACCCGAUGUGGAAGCACUGAGGUUUUAUCUCACUCUGCCAGAAUGCCCUUUGAUGAGUGAUGCAAACAAUUUCACGACCAUUGCCAUUCCUUUUGGAACGGCUCUUGUAAAUCUAGAAAAGGCACCACUGAAAGUACUCGAAAACUGGUGGUCUGUACUUGAACCUCCACUCUUCCUCAAGAUAGUACAACUUUUCAAAGAAGUUGUGGUUCAUCUUUUGAAACUCUACAAGGUUGGCAUUCCCCCCUCUGAAAGAAGAAUUUUCAACACCUUUCUUCAUACUGCUCUAAAGGUUUUGGAGAUAUUGCAUAGGGUCAAUGAGAAAAUGGGGCAAAUUAUACAAUAUGACAGAUUUUACAUUCAUGAAGUUCAAGACUUGAUAGAUAUAAGAAAUGACUACAUCAAUUGGGUUCAACAGCAAGCUUAUGGAAUGGAUAUCAACCAUGGAUUAACUGAGUUAACAGAUAUUCCGGUUACAAUUUGCACAUAUCCAUUUGUGUUUGAUGCUCAAGCAAAGACUACAUUGUUACAGACCGAUGCAGUCUUACAGAUGCAGAUGGCAAUUGACCAGGCCCACAGACAGAAUGUCUCCUCUAUUUUUCUCCCAGUGAUAGAAUCUGUGAAUCCAUGUCUUAUUCUGAUAGUACGUAGAGAGAAUAUUGUAGGUGAUGCUAUGGAAGUCCUAAGGAAAACAAAGAAUGUAGACUACAAGAAGCCCCUCAAGGUUAUUUUUGUAGGAGAGGAAGCUGUUGAUGCAGGAGGGGUACGCAAAGAGUUCUUUUUACUUAUCAUGAGAGAACUGUUGGAUCCGAAGUAUGGCAUGUUUAGAUAUUAUGAAGAAUCCAGACUCAUCUGGUUUUCUGAUAAGACCUUUGAAGACAGUGAUUUAUUCCAUCUGAUUGGCGUUAUCUGUGGACUAGCAAUUUAUAACUUUACUAUUGUAGACCUCCAUUUUCCUUUGGCUUUGUAUAAGAAGCUGUUGAAAAAGAAGCCUUCCCUAGAUGAUUUGAAAGAAUUGAUUCCUGAUGUUGGGAGGAGCAUGCAGCAAUUACUGGAUUAUCCAGAAGAUGAUGUAGAGGAAACAUUUUGUCUUAAUUUUACGAUCACCGUAGAAAACUUUGGAGCAACAGAAGUGAAAGAGCUGAUUGUAAAUGGUGCAGAAAUUGCUGUAAACAAAGAAAAUCGGCAUGAAUUCGUGGAAGCCUAUGUGGAUUAUAUAUUCAAUAAAUCGGUGGCUUCUUUAUUUGAUGCCUUCCAUGCAGGCUUUCAUAAAGUCUGUGGAGGGAAAGUCCUUCAACUCUUCCAUCCCAAUGAACUGCAGGCUAUGGUCAUAGGGAACACAAACUACGAUUGGAAGGAACUGGAAAAGAAUACAGAAUACAAAGGAGAAUAUUGGGCAGAACAUCCCACCAUAAAAAUAUUUUGGGAAGUUUUUCACGAAUUGCCUUUGGAAAGAAAAAAGCUGUUUUUGUUAUUUUUGACAGGUAGCGACCGCAUUCCUAUUCUCGGCAUGAGGAGUCUGAAGCUGGUUAUCCAACCAACCGGAGGCGGAGAAGGGUACCUCCCAGUGUCCCACACCUGUUUUAAUCUUCUGGAUCUUCCAAAAUACACAGACAAGGAAACUCUGCGGUGCAAACUCAACCAGGCUAUCGAUCACAAUGAAGGGUUCAGUUUAAUAUAACUCUGGAGGUAUUGUAACUGUUCAUUUUAAUGUGAAAGCAUUAAAUGCGUUCUUUGUGUCUUUUUAGUGGUGGUGAGUCCAGUGGACAAAGGUGACAGAGGUGAUAUACUGUAAUUAGCGGCUUCUUUGCAAAAUGUUCAGUGAUUAUACGAAUAUCCAUUCAUCAAAGCCAAAAGUCUUAGAUCAACAAACUGUGUUAAUACUAAACUUAUUGUACAGAACCAUAGCUUUUUUUUUUCAUCUGCCAAUAAAUGCGAGUAUUGUGACUAAAUUCAUGAUCCACAGACAUGGAUUUUAAGGGGCUGAAUAUUACCACAAUGAUCUGGUGUGAGAGUGUGCAUGGGAAAACUUGCUUAAUUUUUUCAAUCACCGAGUGAGAAAACUUUAACUUCAAUUUGCAAUAGUCACUUGAUUUAUUUUUCAUUUGUAAAUAAUAAAAGGUUUUGUAAUAAAAUAGUUACAUUCUGAUA